Messenger RNA from Biomphalaria glabrata, 704 nucleotides. RefSeq lists its product as uncharacterized. The record is from RefSeq and is a predicted model, not a curated record. The transcript has 4 exons. Bases 74 to 625 code for a protein of 183 amino acids. Lineage: Eukaryota; Metazoa; Mollusca; Gastropoda; Planorbidae.
UUUUUAUAGUAACGUAUAUUAGGCUAUGCUUUAUUGGCACGCAGAUUCUGACUAGAUUCUGUCAUUUUGUAGAAUGAUUGGAAUGAAAGAUUUCUAUUUUGCAACCUUUAGCCUUCUGGUGUUUUGUCGACAUGUUGUGGCUGCAGUGGACAAGCCAAUGACAGAUGAAGAGCAAAAAGAUUGGGAGCGCAUGGAGGAGAUGGUGCAAAAAGAAAUUCAAAAGAUGAAAGCGAAAUACAGCAAGGGGUCCGACACAUGCGAGUCCAAACAAACCAUGAAUGCCCAGAUGCUAACCCCGACACCGGAAGGAACAGAUUUUGAGGACGUGUAUAUGGCUCAGUUGUGUAUCCAGUGCAAGGAGGUGGCUAAAACUUUGGAAAAAGGAAUGGUCAGUGCAGACAAAAGAAAGAGGUACGGCCGCCAUCUAUCCGACGAGGAAGUUGUGGAACUGAGCUACAAAAUUUGUGCAAAGAAAGUUGAAGAUUUCACCAGCUUCUGUAAAGAGAUAGUAGAGAAGAGCGAGACAGUGUUCUAUGAGAGGUAUCUGGAAGGGCCUUCCUACGACUUGACCACGAAAGCCUGUGAUCCUUACUGCAACCACAAAAAGAAGAAAGACGAAUUGUGACAACCGGUACAUUAUUUGCUUCAUUAAAUGAACUCUUGGGCUUCUGUUGGACCAAUUGUGCGCUAUUAAAAUGUACAAA